Messenger RNA from Purpureocillium takamizusanense, 1361 nucleotides. It is a transcript of the gene DOT5, whose product is annotated as thioredoxin peroxidase dot5. Gene Ontology annotation, biological process: cellular response to oxidative stress; cell redox homeostasis. Gene Ontology annotation, molecular function: thioredoxin peroxidase activity. The record is from RefSeq and is a predicted model, not a curated record. NCBI's taxonomy places the organism in Eukaryota, Fungi, Ascomycota, Sordariomycetes, Hypocreales, Ophiocordycipitaceae. The coding region runs from base 119 to 1144 and encodes 341 amino acids. The transcript has 2 exons. Gene Ontology annotation, cellular component: cytoplasm.
CAAUCCCACCAGGGACCCUGCCAAAUGAACGACGACCCCCCGAGCGUAUGGAACAGCAAGACGGGAGCUUGGGCCAAGAGCUCCUCCGUUUGGGGGUAGCAAAACGGUGCGCCCGCACAUGGUGAUUGGUCGCGGGCGGUUGGCUGGAACACGACAGUCGCUGAGUGGGCGGCAAGCUCUCUCCCGCUCGCUCCUGCGACGACAGCUUGCAUGUUUGUGUGCUGCUUCGCCCGUUGUUGUUGUUGUUGUGCCCCCCAGCCUCCUUCCUCCGCGUCGUCGCCCGGCUUCAUCACCUUCCUCUUCCUUCAUCUCUUCCCUUCCGCUGCCUCUGUCAUCUUCGUGGGGCUACAAUCUACAAUUCACCCACACGCCGUGUAUUGAAACCCCCGCCCUUCGCGCCUACGCCUCGCCACACCACGCCACACCACCUCGUCGCACUUCAACAACCAUCUUCAUCAUGCCCGUCGAGCUGCGCAAGCGCAAGGCGCCCCAGCCGCCGCCCGCGCCGGCGCCGGCCCCAAAGAAGAAGGCCCCUGCUGCGCCCAAAGCGACGCGCCCUGACGCCCAGCCCAAGAAGACUGCUAAGAAGGCAACUGGCCCUACGACCUCUAUGCCGUCGCCGCCCAAGACCAAGGAGGACGCCGAGGUUGAGAAGAAGGACAAGGAUGGCAAGAAGGUCGCUGUGGGCGAUGUCGUGGACCUCGAGGGUUUCGGCGGCGAGAUUGAGACCAAUGACGGCCAGAAGACGAGCCUCAAGAAGCUCGUCGAUGAGAGCAAGUCUGGCGUCGUGCUGUUCACCUACCCCAAGGCGUCUACGCCCGGCUGCACCAACCAGGUCUGCCUCUUCCGCGACGCCUACGAGCCCCUUACGGGCGACGGGCUCGCCAUCUAUGGCCUGAGCGCCGACUCGCUCAAGGCAAACACCACCUUCAAGGAGAAGCAGCGCCUGCAGUACCCCCUGCUGUGCGACCCGCAAGCGACGCUCAUCGCCGCCAUUGGCCUGCGCAAGCAGCCCAAGGGCACCCAGCGCGGCGUCUUCGUCGUCGACAAGGCCGGAAAGGUGCUCGUCGCAGAGGCUGGCGGCCCCGCGGCCACCGUCGAGCGCGUCAAGGAGCUGGUUGAGAAGCUAAAGAAGAAGGACUGAGGAGUCUCUGCGUGCGCGCGGGCUGCCGAGUGUCGCACGCGACGCCCUCGACCCGCCGCGCGACGGCGUCUCUUUGUCUCCCUUCGUCAGGUGUGAAAUGCGCUUCUUUCGGGGGCGCAAUAGACGUGGAGGAUAGAAAGCAAGCGGUGCAAAGCAUCAUUGGACUAUGUACUCUCAUACAAUGUUGAUACGAACUGUUCCCAGGCAAACAUGGCGC